Messenger RNA from Amphiprion ocellaris (clown anemonefish), 1973 nucleotides. RefSeq names its product glutaredoxin 2 (gene glrx2). The transcript has 4 exons. The coding region runs from base 761 to 1273 and encodes 170 amino acids. Lineage: Eukaryota; Metazoa; Chordata; Actinopteri; Pomacentridae. The record is from RefSeq and is a predicted model, not a curated record.
UUUGACUACAGUAACACCGAGCUAGCUAGCUCUUUAAAUCAACCAAAGGCCUUUAUGAAAAGCACUUGCACUUGUUAAAACGUACCGCUAAAGUUAUGAAAUGAUACAUUAUUGGUGGACGUCGUUUUCUGUCCAUAGCAGCCACAUAAGCUUGUCUACUCACUGCCGCAUGCUCACCGCCCGCCAGUGUACCAUAACAACACAAAGCAAUUCAAAAGGAAUCCAUUUAAAGUGACUUACUCUUUGACAAAUACGCAAAGAUUGAAACAGUUUGUGAUUCAGUAGACGCUUCUGGAAAAUUCGGCAUACAUAUAAUCCAUCAGCAGAGCAUUAUUUAAAAAAUAUUAACCUUUACCAUUGGUAUGUUUGUUAUUGACGUUAGCUAACGGUAACUGUUUUGCAGUGGGAGUUGGUGACAGGAAUUAAUUAGAUGUUGAAAUGUAAUUGAAACAAGUACUGUGGUGUGUAUCAAAUGCAACCGUAUUUUAAAGAAGCCGCUCACGUUUCAUUAAACAUUGAGAACUGUGUUUUACGAAGCUCACAUUAAUGAGCGUUUCCUUUUAGAGUUAAUGUUGCUAAAUCCUACAGGAGUUUGGUUUGGUGCCUGCGAACAUUAAGUCAGGCCUAAAUACUAGUGCAGUUAAGAGCAUGUGUGCUCCUAAUCCUGGAUUACCCAGCGUAUAAACCUCACUGCUCUAAUAGACAAGGCGUUUUAAGAAGUGAAACAACGCUAGUGAAAGCGUAGUAUAACGAUCUAACAAUGGACAUGGCUAUAUUCAGAGCGUCAGUCAUCCUGGAUGUUAUUUUGAUUCAGAUUUAUUGCCUUCACUUCGUCUCCUCCUUUGGUUUUUUCACGUUUCUAAGAAUGGGGAAUUUAACAUCCUCCACUGCUGGAGGUCUGUCCAGCACAGCGUGUGUACAGUAUGUUCAGGAGGUGGUGACACAGAACUGCGUUGUUAUAUUUUCCAAGACCACCUGCCCUUACUGUAAAAUGGCCAAAAAUGUGUUCAAUGAAAUCGGUGCGACCUACAAAGUAGUUGAACUGGAUGAGCACAAUGAUGGGAGGAGACUGCAGGAGGCCUUAGCUCGGAUGACCGGUGCCAGAACGGUGCCGAGAGUCUUCAUCAAUGGCAACUGCAUCGGGGGCGGCUCCGAUACCAAACAACUCCAUCAGCAGGGGAAGCUGGUGCCCCUCAUCGAGCAGUGUGCUCCCUGCUGCGCUGCCAGCAGCUCCGACGGCUCAGGCAGCGGACAGUUUGAAUCUGCUAAAUGACUAGCCGUUCUUAUCGUGUUUUUCAACCCUGUAUUUAUUCAGUGCUUGCUUGAUCUCCUGCUGCAAGUUGUACAUUGUGUGAGCAUGUUAUUUAUAUAUCAAAGUUCACUGGAUACUUGAUGCUGAAACUACACACAUUUUCAUCCAGGGAUGUACAGUAUUAUUAUUGUUAUUAUUAUUAUUAUUAUUAUUAUUAAAGGCUCCAUCUUUUAAACAACAACUGUGAACAGUGGAACUGCUUCUCAUACUUUUCUUCUGCACAAUUGUUUUAUUGAUAUGUUUUACAGCUGAAAAAUAUGAUCUUUCACUGAACUGUGAACAUCAUUAUGUACUGGGUCGUUUCUGUUGAUGGUCCAUGUCUUGCAAGAGCAAAAAGAAAUGCAUUUUGUAUAUUUAGCACAUUUUAAUUGUGCUCUUAUUCUGACAUUUUAGUUAUUUGAAUAACUAUGUGAAUAAAUGUAUUAAUUUUGUAUAUUUUUACAAUUUUUUUUUCUAUCAAUAUAUAUGGGAUUUUGGCAUUUGGUAGUGUGUCAGAAUUUCUCUGAUAUUGGGUGUGUUGUUACUUUACUAAACAGGUGAAUUGAUGCGAAAUCGUGAUGCUGGUUUGUGUUGAAACUCAGAGCCACUCAAAUGUUGUUAAUGCAUUGAAUGUAUGUGUAUAGAUAUGAACAAAUAUGAAUUAAAGUCCGUUAUCACUUUA